UUUUUCGAUUUCACCCAUCAGUAUAGCCUUCUCGGAUUGAUCGUUGUAUAUUAUUAAGAAUUUUGUAUUGAUCUCGAUCUAGAUCUCGACCUUCGAUUUCUUCUCCUAAUUGAGCUCGAUCUGGAAUAUUACGGUGUCAGAUCCCUCCGGUUCGAAGUAAGAAUCUUCGCCUAUAUCUCUGUUUUUUGUUUAAUUGCAAAGAUAAUUGAUGGAAUUGAGCUUUUUUUUUAAUCUUUUUCAUGUUGAUAAAAAAAUGCCUGUAAAGCCGGCACAGUCGUCAUUUAGGGAUCGGACGCAAGAAUUUCUGAGCGUAGCGGAGAGGUUAAAGAAGUCGAUCACGUCUGGACCGAACCAAAAUGGGCCGAGUAGUAGUAGGUCGAGAGCGGAGGACAAGAGAUCUGUGGUUGCGCAUCAAUUGGAGUUUAAUAGGAGGGCUUCUAAGGUUGGAUUGGGGAUUCAUCAGACUUCGCAGAAGCUUUCUAAGUUAGCUAAAUUGGCCAAGAGGACUUCAGUUUUUGAUGACCCUACUAUGGAAAUCCAAGAGCUCACUGCUGUUAUAAAGCAGGAUAUCACUGCCCUUAAUUCUGCUGUGGUAGACCUUCAGCUUUUCUGCAAUUCUGGAAACGAAGGUGGUGUCUCCAGUGACACAUCUAGUCAUUCAACCACAGUUGUAGAUGACUUGAAGAAUCGCUUGAUGAGCGCCACAAAAGAGUUUAAAGAUGUCCUCACUAUGCGAACAGAGAAUUUAAAGGUUCAUGAGAAUAGAAGACAGUUAUUUUCUUCCACUGCUUCAAAGGAUUCUCCAAAUCCUUUUGUACGGCAGCGCCCCCUGGCUGCCAAAUCUGCAGCCGGAGCUUCAAACAACCUUCCACAAUGGGCUAAUGGAUCUGCAUCUUCAUCUCAGUUGUUUCCAAGAAAGCAUGAUAGGGAGAGUCAGCCAUUGCUUCAGGAGCAGCAACAGCAGCAACAACAAAUGGUUCCAUUGCAAGACAGCUACAUGCAGAGCAGAGCUGAAGCUCUUCAAAAUGUAGAAUCCACUAUUCAUGAGCUAGGCACCAUAUUCAACCAGCUAGCCACUCUGGUUUCUCAGCAAGGAGAGAUAGCUAUCAGGAUUGAUGAGAACAUGGAUGACACCUUAGCAAAUGUGGAGGGAGCGCAGGGAGCAUUGCUCAAGUACCUAAACAGCAUAUCGUCUAACAGGUGGCUGAUGAUCAAGAUAUUUUUUGUUUUGAUUCUAUUCCUUAUGUUUUUCCUGUUCUUUGUGGCAUAGUUAAUAAAGUGACAUAGCCAAGUUUGAAC
Messenger RNA from Hibiscus syriacus, 1299 nucleotides. RefSeq names its product syntaxin-32-like. The record is from RefSeq and is a predicted model, not a curated record. Gene Ontology annotation, molecular function: SNAP receptor activity; SNARE binding. The transcript has 6 exons. Gene Ontology annotation, biological process: vesicle fusion; endoplasmic reticulum to Golgi vesicle-mediated transport; intracellular protein transport. Gene Ontology annotation, cellular component: SNARE complex; Golgi membrane; endomembrane system. Bases 209 to 1270 code for a protein of 353 amino acids. Lineage: Eukaryota; Viridiplantae; Streptophyta; Magnoliopsida; Malvales; Malvaceae.